UUAUGAUUAGAUCUACUAAAGAUGGAUUUGUCUGAAACGUUGACUGCAUACCUACUAAUUAUGCUGUUUCAUGCUAGGUGGCCCAAACUACCUAGUGAACCCUACUCGAGCCGUAUCACCACACACGCAGCCUACUCACCAGGACGCCACGAAUACAUAGUCUUGUCUCAAAUCAUGCCCUUCCUUUGUAGAUGUCAUGGAAAUAAUGCACGCUGGUCUCUUGACUCACUUUCAUGGCUAAUAUUUGAUGCGUGGCGUGAAGAUAUCCAAUUAGCUAGGUCGAGUUCGUCGCGUAUUGGGUUUGGGUUAUCCUUCCAACAAAGGACCCCUUUAAUAAUUGUAUGCUAUAUAGGCGGUCUUGGGACCGAAUCCUACGGGUAGUAUUGAUAUACAUUAUAUUGUAUCCGUCCUUAAUCACCCUUGUGGAAGCAAUUGGAUUCUCGACAUGGCCAAGAAAGCAGAAGUUGAAUCACGUAUCGCUGUCUCGCCUAUCCCGCAUGUGGCACCGGGUUAUUAUACCAAUGAAAAGCCCCUAGAAGCCGGUGUGCGCUCCGCCUUUGGGGGCUCACUCAUCAGUCAGGCAAUAGUAUCAGCAUCCGAGACCGUCCCCGUCGGCUUCGUCGUUUUCUCUUCUUACACUGUCUUCCCGCGUCCUUCCGAUUCAAACCAAAAGACCGUGUAUCAUGUCGAACGCAUUGCUGAUGGACGUGCUUACGCUACGCGAGUGGUGCGUGUCACACAGCAGGCCAGAAACCACAACCAAUGUGUUCUGGUCUCGACCAUAUCAUUCCAAAAUACGAACAUCCCACCAGGCAACGUAUUACUCAAUUAUUCCAGCCCGAUGCUCCAACUCGGUGUUAAACCCGAGGAUAUCUCGCCGCAGAAAGGCUUCGAGCAUGCGAAGAAGUACAUUAACGACUCGAUGUCCGUGUUUCAUCGUCGGGUUGAACAAAGUCCAUUUGACUGGCGUGACUUAGACUACGAUUUCGCAGAGGAUCCCACGCGGUUCACGAUGAGGGGAUUCUUCCGCACCCCGCCUCUGUCGUCGGAUAGCCACUCGACACACCUCGCGGCUAUUGCCUAUGCGUCGGAUGAGAAUUCAAUGGCGGCAGCGCUUUUUGCGAAUCUCAACCAGACUGGGAAUAAAAUAGAGAAUUUGGCACUGAUGGCUAGCCUUACGCAUAACUUGUCGCUGCGUGAUACCAAUGCUAGGGAUGAUGAGUGGAUGGUCUUUGAGCGGAGCACUUCGUGGGGGGCGGAAGGGUGGUAACUAAUUUACGGUUCUGGAAUUGGAAGACUGGUCGCUUGGUUAUGGAGGCUACGCAGGAGGGGUUGAUACGGUUGAAAGAUAGGAAGGGACUUGCGAAGCUGUGAUAAUGAUAUGUUUGGUGUCUGGAAUUAUAUUAUGGAGAUGCGAGGUUUCUUGGUAACUCAUAGGAUAUCGUCAAGUUCUUCAUUCGUUAUGUACCAUCCACCAAAAUUGACCUAGGUGGCCUAUAUACUAUGGUGUAGCCUAGUCAAUGUCCCUUCGCUUCCGACCUGGAGAUUAAGCCUA
Hypoxylon trugodes is the source of this 1555-nucleotide messenger RNA. Its product is annotated as Thioesterase/thiol ester dehydrase-isomerase. The coding region runs from base 446 to 1270 and encodes 274 amino acids. Gene Ontology annotation, molecular function: fatty acyl-CoA hydrolase activity. Gene Ontology annotation, biological process: fatty acid catabolic process; acyl-CoA metabolic process. Gene Ontology annotation, cellular component: peroxisomal matrix. The transcript is spliced from 2 exons. The record is from RefSeq and is a predicted model, not a curated record. Lineage: Eukaryota; Fungi; Ascomycota; Sordariomycetes; Xylariales; Hypoxylaceae.